UCCCGCUAUAAUUGUUCAGUCAGCUGUGCACGUUUCGAAUCGAAUCAAAGAAAGGAAGUUUUAUUGCGUAUCGUAAGCAUUUUUCACGUUAUGGUGAGAAUAUCAUUCUAUUAUUGACGAGUUUAGUGCUUCGGUAUGAUUAAGGGAACAUAUGGUAUAAUUCUACGACAUUUUACGAAGGUAUUUCUUCCGCCAGGCAACCUAACCUAUACGCGAGCAAAGUCGCGGACAUUCGCAACGAUGACAGAAAACAUCAAAAUUGGAACGCACGAUGGUUGCUUUCAUUGUGACGAAGCGCUUGCUUGUUUCCUGUUGAAAUCGCUACCUAGAUAUAAAGAUGCGGUUAUAGUAAGGGAUUUCAAUGAAUCAGUGAGCACGAUAAUAAAGAAGCCAGGCUACGAAUGGACAAUGAGACUGAGUAGCGCUGGUUUGAUUUAUUGCCAUUUUGGCCAUGAAAUUAUCAAGCUGUUGCACCCAGAAGCAAGUGAUAGCGACGUAGAGAUCAUUUUCAAAUAUAUUUAUAAAACGUUUAUUCAAGAGAUUGAUGGUAUAGAUAAUGGAGUACCUAUGUUCAGUGAGGAGCCUCUAUAUCGUAUUGUGACACAUUUGUCUUCUCGGGUUUCAUACUUGAACCCUGUGUGGAACAGCAAGAAUGUUGAUCCUGACAAACAGUUUUUAAAAGCAGUUGAGUUAACUGGUCAAGAAUUUGUACAGCAUGUAAAUUAUGCAGCAAACGUUUGGUUACCAGCCAGGUCUAUUGUUCAAGAAGCUAUUGAGAAACGAUUCGAGGUGGAUCCCAGCGGGGAGAUUGUAGUAUUAUCGCAAGGUCUACCAUGGUCUCAGCAUCUUUUCGAAGUAGAAAAAGAACAGAAUAUACAGCCUCCAUUAAAGUAUGUCAUUUUUGAGGAUGACAAUUUCAGGGUUCGAUGUAUACCUGUAAAUGUUGGAAGUUUUGUAUGCAGGCAGUUCUUGCCAGAAUCUUGGGCAGGUUUACGGGAUGAAGCGCUUGAAAACGCCUGUGGAAUCAAGGGUGCUGUUUUCGUGCAUUCAGUUCGAUUCAUCGGUGGACAUAAAACCAAAGAAGGGGCGAUAAAAAUGGCACGCAAGUCUCUUGAGUUAGGGAAACUCAGCUUGUACGGUUAUUCCCUUUUCACUGGUAAUCAGAUUUUUCAGCAGUUCUUGCGGCUGCUUCAGCAUGCGCUGCAAAAUGAGCUGCUUUCGCUUGUACAACUUCCGGAGUGUCUACUACUCUGCCAUCAGAACCAAGGGGAGCACCGUAUCCAAAUCCAUAAGUGUAAGGUACUGAGGCAUAGGCUAGAGCACCGUACGCGCGUGGGCGGUCAGAUGUGCAGCUUUUGCCUGUGCAACUUCCGGUGUAUCGACGACGCGACCAUCGGCACCUAUCGGUGCACCAGAUGCAGGUGUGUAAACACGAAACACGGCUGGCACAUGAGCGACACCAAUCGUGUUCCUGGCUGCCUCGUACGCCUGAGUGGCAAGAUGCGCAGCUUUCGCCUGUGCCACUUCCGGUGUGUCGAAAACUUUGCCGUCGUAGAUCAACGGCACUCGGAGAUAACCAUAAGGCAGCACUGAGGCCAAGUAUCCUGGCUCGGCGAUUGUCAAGCCGCAGAUUGUAGCCAAGAUGAUUAUAGUUUUCAUGGUUAAUCACGUGGGUGGGAAAUGCGCUGCUGGCCGGUAUGAACGUGAAUUUUCCAACCAGUAUUCGCCCUAAAGUACCGACGGUGAUGU
Heterotrigona itama is the source of this 1749-nucleotide messenger RNA. The record is from the annotation of a GenBank genome assembly. NCBI's taxonomy places the organism in Eukaryota, Metazoa, Arthropoda, Insecta, Hymenoptera, Apidae.